Messenger RNA from Drosophila willistoni, 3120 nucleotides. RefSeq lists its product as uncharacterized. The record is from RefSeq and is a predicted model, not a curated record. The transcript is spliced from 2 exons. Lineage: Eukaryota; Metazoa; Arthropoda; Insecta; Diptera; Drosophilidae. Gene Ontology annotation, molecular function: chitin binding. Gene Ontology annotation, cellular component: extracellular region. Bases 1 to 3078 code for a protein of 1025 amino acids.
AUGCGUGUUUUAGUGAUAUAUGCGUAUCUGUUAACGGGUCUAUUUUACUUUUCGGAAGGUAAGCCCUGUCCUGAAAAGACACGACAACACAAAACCCGCUGCGAUGCCUACUAUAAAUGUCGCGAACUGGCAUCCAACUCUCAUGUCUGGGUGCCUACGAAAUGCUCUGAAGGUCUGGUCUAUGAGCACAAAAUGGGACUCUGUGUAUUGCCUGGCGAGGAUUGGGAAUGCAUAACACCAAGCGAAUUGGCAAAUCCAUCAAAAUCCGCCGAAUUCCCUCAGGCCGAUGCAAAUAUAUUGAUUGUGAACGAUAUGGCGCCAUUAGCUCAACAAAAUGAACAACUUUUGGAUGAUGACAGUGUUAAAAUAGUGCUAGAUGCUUCUCUAAGUAGUGAGGAAUCACACGAUCAAGAGAUUUUAGAGCAGAAUAGGCGACCCUCUCAGGAGGAUCAUCAUUUCGAUUCGAGUGGCGAUGGUGAACUUGUGGAAUUGGAUGGUGCAUUGCCAGUACAAAAUCGUGAAAGUGAUCCCGCAGUGGAGAAACUGAAAGCCGAACUGAAACAAGUGCAGGGUGUAAGUGAAAGCUCCAAGCCAGGAUCACCAAUUGAUCCCAAUUUGACGGCCCAUUUGCAAAGAUUAUCCCAGCUUAUUGAUGGACUACAACAAAAAUAUCAAAAGACAGAUAAGCCCGAAGUGGAAAUGCGGCCGGAUCAAUUGAAUGCAUUUUUGGCGCAUUUCAAAAUCAAAAAUCACUUUGAUCAAUUGACACCCGAAGGCAACUACAAAGACGCCGGGGAUACAAAUGAUGGAACUACCCCAAAACCAUUGGAGAGUACAACCACCAGCAGCAGCAGCAGCAGCACCACAAUGACAACAAAACUGCCAGAAGCCUCGCCAAAUAAGACCAGUCUACAGGAGCAUCUUAACAAGAAUCGCAUGCAACCGGAAACAAAACUAAUGCUAUCAAAUACUUUACCCUUUUCCAUGCAUGGCACUUCCAGUUCCGGUUCAGGAUAUGCCAAUUCUCAGAUUGUAGUGAAUCGACCCGAGGGUUCUGUAAUGUUUGCCCUUCCACCGGGGCCAUCCUCCUAUGGAAUGAGCAAUGAACAAAACAUGCCUUCUUAUCACACAAGUCAAAGUCAUGAAUAUAACGAACAUAGUGAACCAAAAAUCUCGGAAGAUACUUUAAAAACCGUUCUAGAGCUCUCCAAACAGAUGAUAGCUGCCCAAAAUGUACCCAAAGUCUUGCCCAAUCCGGGCUACGCCUAUGCCCAGCCCAUUCUGCAGCCAGUGUUCAUAUCUCCUCAUGGGGGAAAUCCAUUUCAACAAUAUUAUGCACCUUCACCCAUGAGUUAUGCACCGCCACAACACAAGAAACAUGGCCAUGGAGGCUAUAGUAGUAAGCCAAGUACCACCAUUAUACACAAUAAUGUAAUACCAGUUCAUCUGUCCAGCACUAAUUCGGGAGAGAAAGAGGUGUUGGAUACCUAUGGCAAUAGUUUGGGCAUGUAUCCCAGUUUGGAUAAACAUGCCACUGCGGAUUACAUGACCACGGCAAGGCCAACUCUGUCCCAAUUGACAACCAUGGCCAGUCUGUAUGAUUCACCCUAUGGCCAACAGGAAUUCACUUUAACCACACCGCGACCCUUUGAACAGCAACCCUCAGCGGCGACAGUAUCCACUUAUUAUACGCCUAGUCCGCAUCUCAAUGAGCAUAAUGUGAAUCGCAUCUUUCAAUCGGCCACUGAAAGCUAUCAAACUAAUUUGAAUCUGCCCAGGCCCAUGAUGGAUAUGUUUCCUAGUCAAUUGGAACCAGGUCAAGUGAAGAUACGUCCCAAUUCACAGAAAAUCGAAAGCAUGGAAGUUCUCGAUGCUGCCGGAAUGGGAAAUGAUGAUAUGAUUAAGGCCAACUAUAUGAAUGUAAACCAAUCGCCUCACGUACUGACCUACAGCAGCAGCAACGGCGGCAGCAGUUCUUCAGAUAUUCUGGGCAUGGGUCAGCAAUUAGCACCUCCAUCGAGCUCAUCGUCGUCAUAUAUGGAUCAUCAACAGCAGCAGCAGCAGCAGCAUCAGUUUCAUUCACUUUCCCCUUACUUGGCCAGGCCAACACCAACGAUAAGUAGCAGCAUCUACAGCGAUUCGGCUGGUAAUAUGGAAUUAAAUAUGUUUAGCAGCAAUCCGCAACCCACUAUGAAUCUCUAUAACAAACUCAAGUAUCCCAGUCAGAGUGGCGGUGGUGGUGGUAGUGGUGGUCAACUGGUCAAUUUUAAUGGCAAUUUCAUCAGUCUCGAUGUCUUUCAAAAAUCCAUUUUACCCCUGAUGACCAAGUCAUCAGCGGCCAUGUCGGAGCUAGGCAAUGUGGAGGUAAUCACCUGUCAAGCUGGUGUACGACAACCCAAUCAAACAGAUUGCACACGAUACUUUGUCUGCAGUAAAAAGGAUGGCAAAGUCUUGUCCUAUUCAUGUCCACCCUAUACAGGAUUCAAUAGCCAGACACGCAUAUGUGAUGCCCAGACAUAUGCCCAGUGCGGAAAUAUGCCCAUAUUCAAUGGCUACUCCAUCGAUGCCAAUAGACGUCUGCAAAUGGAGACUCUGAAGAUGUUGAGUGAGGCCAAGCGGCGGCAAGAGGCGGCCCUGAAAGCUCAGAGUAUUGCCGCCCUAUUGCAACAAUAUGGCCAAAGUAGUAGUCCCACAGUGGGGCCAAGUCUGGCCAGUUUGAGUAUGAUCCAACCGAAUAUCGAGCAGGAUGCCAUGGACCCGUAUGUGGUGAAUUUACCCGACAUCACAACCACAACCAUGCGACCCAUUUUGCCGCCCAUUAGCAAUAUUGGCAAUGGUUCACCUUUGUCAUCGUCUUCUUCAUCCUCAUCAUCUUCAUCCUCUGGCAAUGUGAAGAAGCGUAAAUACUAUUGCAAAGAGGGUGACAAAAUACCCGAUCAGACAUCAAUAAGCAGCUACUUUGUAUGCUAUAAAAAUGCCCAGGGUCAAAUGAAGGGUCACAAGAUGACCUGUUCGAAGAGUUUGCUCUUCUGCCCCAAAACUCUAAUGUGCACCUUGGCAUCGAAAUGUACUGGCUGAUUUCGGAUAAACGGGGGAAAGAAUGUUUUUAGUCCAUAAGAA